Messenger RNA from Oncorhynchus keta (chum salmon), 1422 nucleotides. Its product is annotated as mesoderm-specific transcript homolog protein-like. NCBI's taxonomy places the organism in Eukaryota, Metazoa, Chordata, Actinopteri, Salmoniformes, Salmonidae. The transcript is spliced from 4 exons. The record is from RefSeq and is a predicted model, not a curated record. Bases 659 to 964 code for a protein of 101 amino acids.
CGCACGCAAAUUUUGACGGCAUGUGUCUGUGGUUUCGGGUUCAGAAGUAGUUUUCACAUACAAGCUUUAUAUGUCAAAUAUGCUUCCCAAAAAUAACGUGGUCGCGGUGGUAGAACGUUUAUUUUGAUUAGCGAUUUUCUGCAUUUGUCAGAAGUGCCAUCGGGUAACCUGAUUCCAGACGUGUCCAUGUAAACAUGAUUAUUAGAGAAAUCGUUAUUCUUGCAAAGCAUGUAAACGUUUGAAUCGAACUAUUAUAUUAAUGACUAUCCGCAAUAACCGCAUUAAUGUGUGCAUGUAACCGUAAUGACAUAUUUACAGUAAGAACAUCGUUGGUAAGUUCACUUGGCACAAAUAGUACAUCUCUAGUUAUGUCCAUUCAGCUAAAUUAUAAACCCCUCAACCAUUUUUACUGUUUCAAAGAUGAACACAUUUUAUUUAAAUAUUAUGAAGGUAUUUAUAUUCGCUGCAAAGCAUAGCUGACGAAACAAACUGAGUAAAAACAUGGAGGAUGACCUAACCAGCACUCAACUGUGUUUGAGUGAACAUAUUUAAUGUACUGUAAAGAUGUAGCAUUUACCCUGUUUACUCUUGGUUUCAUGUCAGGCUUGGGGACGUGUUUGGUCCUUACACCCAGCCCACAGACGCGGAGUUCUUGGACAUGUGGACAGGGGUCCGCUUCAAUGAUGGGAACCUGGUCAUGGACAGUAUCCUGCAGUUUAUUAACCAGAGGGACAAGCACCGAGACAGAUGGGUUGGUGCUCUCACCUCUACUUUCAUCCCUGUUCAUAUGAUCUAUGGACCCCUGGAUCCAGUCAACCCUCACCCCCAAUUCAUCUUCCUUUACCAGAAACUGGUGCAGAGGUCUACUGUGUCGGUUCUAGAUGAACACAUCAGCCAUUAUCCCCAGCUGGAGGACCCAACUGGCUUCCUCAACGCCUACUUCAGCUUCAUCAACGCCUUCUGAGCCAACUCACCAGCAUUAGACAAUCUCAACUUGACAUCUGCGAGCAUAACCUGGGUCAUGUUCAUUCGGGCUCACAACGGGAAGGUUGUGAAAACAGAAACACGCAUUUCUUUAUUGGAGUUUAGCCCUGUGUGUUUUCUUCAAUUUGGUGCCUAAUGAACACACAUUUUCACAUCUCCCAUUGUGGAAAAAGUUGUGAAGAUUCAGCUCUGACUGGGUCGGUCGUGAACAAACACCCAUAAUUGAAAAACCUCCAACCUGGAUGAGAACUGUGCACAUUGAAUCAUAGCUGAUAUGACACACAGUAAUCUUGAAUCCAUAUCCUGGUAUGUCAUCAAAGAGCCAAGCCAGUUGGACAGAUACUGUCUCCUGCUACUCGGUAUAAAUAAAAUGACAGUACUGAAUGGAUCAUCUACUGCUGUAGGGACAUGGGUGAUCUUUCAUGCUUCCAGUAAGAU